GGACAGUCCAGUCUUUGGCAAGUGUAUCUUUUUGGAUGUUCCGGUUCCAAAAAAGAUCUCCACAAGAAUCAAAGGAGCUUUGGCGAAAGGUAGCAAUGAGCUAGAUUCCUGGAGGGAUCAUAAUAUCAUUUGUUUCGCAUCCAACUUACUUGCUUCCUUCCUUAUCUUCAGCUACCGCCGCAGACUGCAAAAGAAACCAUGACAAAGAUCCAUAUGAUUGGUAGGCUCUUGUCCUACAUCUUUCUCCUCCUAUCAGCCAAGGGAAGCUACGGUCGGUCUCUUCAGAAACAGACUCAAGGCUAUGGUCGGGUUCUUCAGGAUCAGGCUCUUGCGGCCUACGAAAUGGAGGUGGCGGCGACCUACGGCUUCGACGUCAACGGGACGGCACCAGAGACGCUGAAUAUAGAGGAAAUACAGGAACUCUUACGUCUGACAGAGAUUUAUUACAAGCGCGUCUUUGCCAGUGGGUUCUCUCAAACUUACCAAGAUGUUUUGGUUACGUACAAGUCUCAUGAUUGGCAAUGGACCCAGGAAGUUUUGGCAGUGACCUUUGAUGCCAAAAUCAGCUUUCGUCGCGUGGAAUUUGUCCCGCUGCCUGCAACAGAUUUGGUCCUCAACGCCUUGACCAACGUAAUCUCUGAAGCAUAUAUACAAGGCUAUGUCAUGCAAGCCCAGCCUCCAGAACUAUUCCUAUGGGCCAACUCCACCAGUAUGUCGGCCAUCGCUAAGGUUGUGCCCACUCCAUUCCCAACGGAAGAGCCGGUGGCUGCACCGACUCGUGCUCCCGUGCCUGCUAUGGUCAAUGAUGUCGUCGUUGCUGCCACUUCUUCUCCCUCCCAGCUCUCUACCGUUGCUGUCACUUCUUCUCUCUCUCAAUCCUCACAAUCGAUUGAUGGCGUCGCUACCGUUGCUUUCACUUCUCCCCCCUCUCAAUCCUCACAAUUGAAUGAUCUAAUACCUGCACAGGAACAAACCGCGUCCUCGGGUACGGGCCCCUCUCAAUCUUCACCCUUGAAUGAUCUCCAGGUCCCACCCACGUCGUCGGGAACAGGCCCCACUGAAUCCUCGCCCUUGAAUGAUCUUCAGGUCCCACCCGCAUCCUCGGAAACAGGUGAAGCGGCCUCCGAAACAGUCGGUGCGACUGAAGAAGACAACGUCGACAGCCCUUCCGAGGAAACCACUGCAAUCAACGAAAAUUCAUCAGCUGAUGUCUUUGCUGUCACGAGCACAUCCUCUUCCCAAACUGAAGAAGAUGAACAAAUAGGAUUAGAAAUGCCGGAAGCCACGGGAGAUGCAUUCGGCUCCCCGUUCGAGCCAACAAAGAGCGAAGCUUUCAUUGGGGACACUGACAAAUUUGCCUCCUUGGUUGCAACAACAACUGUUGACGAAUUCACAGCACCCAACCUCUUCUACUGGAUGGUGGCUAUCCGUUUCAUGUAUCUUCUGGUGCAAUUGGCUCUUGGUAAAUGGAGCCGCCCUUACCAGGCAUCGGAAAAGAAGGUUCAUCUUGCCAGCUACUGGGUCAACCUGUCAAUCCAAGUGCCAAUCUUGGCGGUGCUGGCUUGGGCUAUUCUUGCCCUUAGUGGGGAUGAUUCAGAAGUUGUCACUGCAGGGAUUCAAACGUUUUCACAUUCAGCGAUGGCCCUAUUGAGCGUCUGUGGCGUGGAACUUUUUCUUCGCGGCCAUGAGAUGAACAAGGUACUAUUCGCCAAUCGUGUUGUUUUCAUCGCCACAAUGCUCUACGUGAUGGAAGAGGACAGCUCCAAUAUGAAAGCUCCACUGGAUCUGAUCAUGUUUGGGACAAUUGAAGCUUUGGGAACUUGCAUCGAACUUUCCUCACAAGUUCUAAUGAUCUACUACCGAUUCUGGAGCGACAGCCAAAUCGAAGUCCGCGACAGCAUUCGACCAAGAGUUUCCAUUGUGCUUCAGCUGUGUCUGAGUCUCGGUUUCUUUCUGAAAGUCGCAUUCGUCGUCGUAUCGGUGGUGUGGUACGUCCUGAAAUUGGACGACCUCAACGGAUCGAGCCUCAUUUGGAUCGUUCCUUUGGUUCGUAUCGUGCAAGCCCCACUUCUGGUCCGAUCGUUCCAUCUCCAGCUUCUCCUGUUCAAUCAAGUGGCAACAGCAAGCCAACGUGAUGAAGUGAUCACAAAAGAGAUGGUAGUUGAGUUUGGCCCUGAUGAGGAGAUGAGUCAGGAGGACGUGUAGCUAAAGCAGCUUUGACACUCUUGCCUUGGAAGCAAUGAAGAUUGGCCUGGAAGACCGUUCAUCCGUUCCGGCCAUCCUGUAAAGCUACUGUAGCUCCAUAAACGCACGAACAGAACCUUGCAUUUCUGUUAUUACGACAGGUAGAACUGGCACCAGGUACACUGAUUAGAAUCUCUUCCUGCCCAGCUCCGUUCCUACAACAUGUCAGGACGGCUUUCCACGCCUUACCAAGAAUAGGGAAUAGAAUC
Seminavis robusta is the source of this 2453-nucleotide messenger RNA. The record is from the annotation of a GenBank genome assembly. NCBI's taxonomy places the organism in Eukaryota, Bacillariophyta, Bacillariophyceae, Naviculales, Naviculaceae.